UCCCCCGGACCCCGUGACGGCCCCGUCCCGCCCCGGCAGGCGGGAGCGCGGGCAGCGCUGGGUCCCGCUCGGCGCGGAGCAGCCAUGGGCUCGGCGGCGCAGCUCCCGCCGCCAGCGCCGCUCGGGGAAUGCGAGCGGGAAGCGGGGGUAGCGGAGGCGGCCGCCCGGCACCGGCGGCGCCCGGAGGAGCAGGUCCACCAAGAGCAAAGGAACCACACCACAGAACCUGUGAUAGAUGACUACAAAAAGAUGGGGACUCUGUUCGGAGAACUAAACAAAAGCCUUAUCAGAAUAGGCUUCACAAGGAUGUACUUUGGAGAACGGAUAGUGGAACCCGUGAUAAUUAUAUUCUUCUGGGUUAUGCUCUGGUUUCUUGGCCUACAAGCUCUUGGACUGGUGGCUGUUCUGUGCCUUGUCAUUAUUUAUGUACAACAGUGAAAUUUUAUAGGUACUAUUUGGAUGACGUAUUUCAAUGCUGUCACUAUGUCAGUGGAUUUAUGUGUUUAUGCAAAUGGGUGGUGUAUCAAAAGCUGCAGUGCUUCAAAUUGCUGAACUUCUGGUGAGGGGGACUAAAAUUACAUUUUAAACCAAAUCAGCACUGCCCUACUACAUCUUUUAGGGGGAAGAAAGGAGAUGUUUGUAAUGUAAUGGUGUGAAAUGUACUGUUUCCUGCACUCUUGGGGCCUUAGCCAAAGGACUGGCGUUUUGUUUUCCCUUCCACUCUCCCCAUGAUCUUGCUUUGUAUAGUGAAAAUUUCAUGUCUGGUUUUAAGAGGACACUUGUGUGUCCUCUUGAGCUCUGUUUCACUGCUGAGAGGGCUCAUGUGCUGUUUGUUCCCCGAAUCUGCAUAAUUUGUUAGUGUUUUGCUGAAAAGCUAAACCUGUGCAAGGGAGAUUUGGUUACAAACCUGCAUUUGUAAGAUGAGUACAACUUCCAGACACAAAAGCAACUUUGGGUAAUGUAGUUUAUAGUAAGCUCUCCCCCAGGAAACAAGCUGUAGCAGCAAAAUGCCCUUAUACUAAUGCUAGUGACAUCAGACAAGACUUCAGCUGUUGUUCAGGAGAAAUUGCGGUCCUACAUUGGCCUUGGGGUCUAGUGUAGCACUGCCUUGUUUUUUGGAAAUGUACUCAGCUCCUGCUGCUAUUUUUCUUUCUUUAUUUUUUGUACUUGCUCUUUCCCCCAGCCCUCCUUCUUAAGAUAAAUAUUUGGAUAAUUCAUGGAGUUUGUAGGUAGUUCCAGCUGCAGUGUUGGACACUUGCCAUUCCAGACAGCAUGAAUGUUGUAUGCUUCCUCUGGGUGGUGUGACAAGUGGCUGAACAACCAGAUUCCAGACCAGAUCUCUCAAUGCUUCCCACGUUUGCUGCAGUGUGGGCCCACACAAGCUAAAGUUUUGUGCACCUAAGCCAACUCGACCUGUUUCCUCAUGCAAGGCAAGAAUGGAGUUGAAACCAGGUGGUCAUUUUACUUAGUAGUCUUAACUGGUUCCUUUCCAUACUAGGCAGCAAAAAUGCCUACCUAUAGGUAUAUGUCAUGGGCCACACAGCCUAGAGAAUAGGUUAUAUAGAUUCAGGAGUGGGUGCAAAAUUCACUCAGCUCCCCAGUAGCCACCCCAGGGUUGUGCUGGGUAUUUCCAAGUUCUCUUCUUUUCCUGAAGAGAAACAGAAAAAUGGGACAGAAUCUUUACUACUUAUACUUUACUACUACUGCUAAAUAGGCUACCAGUUUAAUAUUUGUUGUACAUUACUCUUAGCAAGAAACUUAAUUGCAAAAUUGAUUUCAUCUGUAGUAGAGUGAAAUUACAUAUUUGCUUAAAGAGAUGUAAUAGAUGUGAAAUUUACAGAAAAUUACUCAACCUUUUGCAGUGACUUUUUUCCUAAAUGUUUUUACAACAAUAAAUUAGUUGAAGAUGUUGUCUUAUUCAAAGACUUUUAAAGUUAAGGGAGGGUUCUCUAUAGUCCCAUUCCUGCUGCUGGAUUCUCAAGUCCAGCUUUUUGCAUGGAUCGUUUUGUCUGUUAGGCUGUUUCCAGGACUCCUGGCCCCAGUUCUUAUAGACUUUCCUGUUAGGAACAUAAUUGUUAUUUAGGGCAGUGGACAUGAAAGCCCAGCUCCUCUGGAGUCUUUUGUACUGAAAUGCCAUCUCUAGAUGUGUCUCUGUGCUUUUCUAAUGAGCAAGUAGUAUCCUUCUGAGGAGGCAGGUCACCUCUCUGGAUCUUCAGAUGACCCUGCAUGUGGAUUCAGGAGGCUCUGCUGAAGCAGCAGGACUGCAGGACUAAGGCCCAGCUGUGUAGUUAGAUGGCACCCUGUGUUGAUUGGCACUUGGUUAAAUAGUUCUGCUGGUGGCAGAGAAACCUUGGACAGCAAGUACAGGCUGAACUCAGAGGCAGGAGCUUCUGUACUCAGAAGUGCCUAGGGGGAAGCUUUGGGUUUGUUUCAAGUCCUCUAUAAAGAGAACAUCUGUUUACAUCUUUGCAGAUUUGUAUAGAUAGAAUGAUGGAGUUAUGUGUAUUCUCCUCCUGUAUAAGGGCUGUGUUACAAAAGCAUCCUGUUGUUAAAAGUAAAAAAAAACAACCUUUUUUUCUGCCCACAAUCCAGUUACUGUACAGAGGAUCUCAUCUAAUUCCCUUCAUGCCUUAGGAAAAAGUGUAUCUGUGCUACCCUUGUUGCAGUAGUUCUGUUGUGUAAGGGUGCUGUGCUGUGAGAUGGCCUGUGGUAUUUCCUUGAAGUGGUGAUUGUGCUCUGUACAUAAGGAAGGGGGAACAGUGAACCACAGGUGUGACCAACAGUCUCAGUGAGGACAUUGUUUAUAUGCAUGUGACCUUUCAGUGUGAGCAAAGCUGUGACUGUUGCACUCAUGAAUUCAUUUCAGUCGUUUGUUCGAUGUUCAUGUUUGUGUACGUGUACUCUGGGCAAAGGUAGGGUAGCUUUGGGGCUGAUACUGUGUUUAGUGGAUGUCUUAGGUGGUUUCUCUUAAGGGUAGCUAUGUCUUGUCCUUUAUAGAAGUUUUGCAUUUUUAACAACCUGAAAAAACAGUGCUAGUGGUGUAAGGUUGGCUUGAAAAUGGGAAAAGAAGAAUGCAUUGCAUGGAUAAUCCCCUUCUCCUGUUUGGUUUCAUACAUUCCCUUGUAUAUAACAAUUUGUACUGAAAUGUUCUGUCCUAAAUUUUGUGCUGUUACUGUACUAUCCCCCUCUCAUUUGCAGGGAAGGCAGGAGGAGCUAAGGGAAAAGGGGAACUGGAAUAGAAUCAGACAUAAAGAGUGGAAAGGGGAAUGCGGUGAAACAGUGCAUAUAUGUGUCCAAAGAAAUCUGAUCAUAAAUGUGUGCCAAAAGUGAGGGGGAAAUGGGUGAACAGUCCUUGCUUGUGUUCUUUAUUCCAUCCAGACAUAGUAGGAAGGCAGAGGAAGCACCAAAUGUUCAAAGGAUGUCCCUAGCUAAAAAAGCAGGAGGUUAAAUUUUAAAAAGAAAAAAAAAAGGCAAUUUCCCAGUUGUCUAUAUAGUAAAAAUUGAUAAUGUUAUUUAUGCUGUUACAUAUUAUUAUUAUUAUUGAUGGAACUGAAAGCACCUUUAUGCAUCUGUGUGUCGGACUGUAGGAAAGAAUUAUGUCCCUUAAAUCUGUGUUAAACAACAACAAAUAAUAUAUUUCCUGUUGGCCAGUGUUUUACACAUUACAAGCGUUUCACAUAACCUCCAUUUUUUAAGGGAUGGACUCUUCAGUGCUGUUUCAUGCCUGCCAAAUGCAUAACUGGUUGAAAGAGUGUGUACAGAGAAGCUCUGCAGGAGAAUCUUGGAGAACCCUGUUUGUGCUGAACACCAUCGCAUCAAAACUGUCCGUAAAAAAAGGAAAAAUCUUAUUUCUUAAAAUCUCUGUAUUGAAUGAGUCCAAUGGGGGAAGCACUUUGUUACUCUUUCUAAUAAAAAGUAUUU
Camarhynchus parvulus is the source of this 3921-nucleotide messenger RNA. RefSeq names its product family with sequence similarity 241 member A (gene FAM241A). The transcript has 2 exons. Gene Ontology annotation, cellular component: intracellular membrane-bounded organelle. The record is from RefSeq and is a predicted model, not a curated record. Lineage: Eukaryota; Metazoa; Chordata; Aves; Passeriformes; Thraupidae. Bases 85 to 438 code for a protein of 117 amino acids.